Motacilla alba alba is the source of this 3531-nucleotide messenger RNA. It is a transcript of the gene LRRFIP2, whose product is annotated as LRR binding FLII interacting protein 2. Gene Ontology annotation, biological process: regulation of DNA-templated transcription. Bases 1018 to 2754 code for a protein of 578 amino acids. The record is from RefSeq and is a predicted model, not a curated record. NCBI's taxonomy places the organism in Eukaryota, Metazoa, Chordata, Aves, Passeriformes, Motacillidae. The transcript is spliced from 19 exons.
GAUGAAGCUUCAAGUCUCAAGUAUUUGCAGUUUUAGUCAUUCAAAGUCACAUAUAAUGUUUAAGUUCAUCUGGUGUUUUAUUUCCAUCAACGCUAAAAAGGUAGUUUAUUUUUGUGUUUCAAUCUUCCAGUCUUUUCUUGCACUUUGAGCAUUACUGUGUGUCUGUAGUAUUUGUGAAAGAAAAGGUAUCAGUACUUUAAGAUACAAUUUAAAGAAGAAUUUGGUAGGAUGCAAGAUUUUCUUUCUUGGAGAAGGUGGGACUAUAUUAUUCAUUAAUGGCAAAAUAUUAGCUGAAUGAUGUAAGGUAUCCCGAAGACUGCUAACAGAAAUACUUUUUGUAUAGGCACUUUUAUAUAAUCUUUAGGCCAUAAAUAUAUUGCUAAAGAACAGUUUUGUUGAGGUUAAAUUAACAUUUUCCUGGUCUAGGAUCUGCCUAGAAAUCAGCUGGUCAUUGAUCUGGGUAUACAGGCCAGCAAAAGAACAAAUUACUAAAAUGAAAGGGUUGGUUUUAUGUAUUUUGAAAGCUGUUUCUUUGUGUGACCUUAAAAAAAGGUGAUUGUCACUUGCUAAGAGGUCUUUGCAAUUAAAUGUAGUUUCUGAUUAACUGAAUUUUGUGUGAUGUCAUGCAAGUCCUAGUGUUAAGUAUUUCUGCAAUUUGCUGCACAGGUAUUUUUACCAAAUAAUUUUGAACAGUAAAUGCUUUAUCAAGAAAACAUGUAAAAUAUGCUAUGUGCAACUCCUAGAAACUUGUGAGCUGGUAUAAAUUUGCUCAGAUCUGCUCUUCUCUUGGCUGACAUAGCAAAUAUGCUAAGAUGGAGAUAAAGUAAUUGACUGUAGUCUAAACAAGAGGGUUUGAAUUGGGCAGAUAACUAAGCUCAUUUUUGGAGGGCUUACUUAGAAUUUCUUUGAUGGCCUUGGUUAUUUUCUGUCAUUCAGUGAAGAGUAACAGAAUUAAAUUUAAAAUUUUAUUUCAUAUCUUAAUGUAUUUUUAUAAUUUCAUUCUCAAGAGUUCCUCAGAUGCCAGUUUAUCUCACAGGAGCAGGGCAAGUACCUCCAAAAGGAGAGCUUUUGUGGGAGAAAAGAUACCUGUCUUACAGCAAGCACUUUCUAGUAUUGUUAUUUCUAAACUUUGUAGUGAAGUGUCAUACAGAUCAGACUUGGAGGACAUCCUUGGGGGAAAAAAGUGGAAUUUACUAUGAUCAAAGAAAUUAUAGCAGCCUUGGAUAUAGUAAACCAGUUCCUUCCUACUAUGUUUGGUCAUCUCUAUACAGUGAUCCAGUGGCACCAGCUAGGAGUUACAGGCCAUCUGAAUGCAGUUAUUCUUCAAGAGCAAGCUCAGUCCGAAGUAGUCCUUUGUUUUCUGAUUUUUCUCAUCAAAGUGAAACUACUGCUGAUUAUUUCAGUCGUUGCAACCACAGGGGAAGCAUUGUUUCCGAUGCAGAUUAUGGCCAAGUUUUGAAUAAUCUUGAAGAAAAGAGUGAAAAAUCACAUUCAGAAAUAUUUUCAAGGCCCUCAUCUCGCAAUUCAGUAAGUGCAGCUCCUCAGAGUGGCAACUCAUCUAGGAGAGGAAGUGGAGAUGCAAGUAGUUUGGUGGAUCCUGAUGCCUCCCUCAGUGAAUUACGGGAUAUCUAUGAUCUUAAGGACCAGAUACAUGAUGUAGAAGGGAGAUACAUGCAGGGACUUAAAGAAUUGAAGGAUUCACUAGCCGAAGUUGAAGAGAAGUACAAGAAAGCUAUGGUUUCCAAUGCUCAACUCGACAACGAGAAAAACAACUUGAUUUACCAAGUGGAUACUUUGAAGGAUAUUAUUGAGGAGAAAGAAGAACAGAUAGCAGAGUUCUAUAGGGAGAAUGAAGAGAAGUCAAAGGAAUUGGAAAGACAGAAACACACUUGCAGUGUUCUGCAGCAUAAGCUGGAUGAACUUAAAGAGGGCCUUCGACAGAGAGAUGAAUUGAUAGAGGCGAAUCAACGUAUGCAGGAGAAUAUAGACUCCAUAACCAAAGAAGUGUUUGAUCUCCAGGAGACAAUUAAUUGGAAAGAUAAAAAAAUAGGGGCCCUAGAAAGACAGAAAGAUUACUUUGACUGCAUUAAGAAUGAGCGAGAUGAGCUCAGAGAGGAGUUGGCUGACCUGAAGGAAACAAUGAAAAGAGGACAGAAACAUGGAUUAGUUAUAAUUCCAGAUGGCACACCAAAUGGUGAUCUAAACCAUGAAUCAGUGGUUGGUACAAUAACAGUUGUAUCACAGGAAGCUGCUCAGGUUUUGGAAUCUGCAGGAGAAGGACCACUAGAUAUUAGGCUACGAAAACUGGCUGGAGAAAAGGAGGAAUUACUGUCCCAGGUUAGAAAACUGAAGAUGCAGUUAGAAGAAGAACGACAGAAAUACUCUAAAAGUGAUAGCAUGAAUCCAGAUACAAUAGACUUGGAGAAUGGCUCUGACUUGCAGCUAAUUGAAAUGCAAAGAGAUGCCAACAGACAAAUUAGUGAAUACAAAUUUAAGCUUUCAAAAGCUGAACAAGAUAUAACUACUUUGGAACAAAAUAUUGGGCGACUUGAGGGACAGGUUGCAAGGUAUAAAAAUGCAGCAGAAAAUGCAGAAAAAGUAGAAGAUGAACUCAAAGCUGAAAAAAGGAAGCUUCAGCGAGAGUUAAGAACAGCACUGGAUAAGAUAGAAGAAAUGGAGAUGACCAAUAGCCAUUUAAUGAAAAGGCUGGAGAAGAUGAAGGCAAAUAGGACUGCGCUUUUAUCUCAACAGUGAAAUGGAAACUGAAAAUACAAUGCACUGCUCCUUGAAUAACUAGUCCCUAACUUGUUUGUAAAAACAGACUUUCAGUGGCACAAACUAUUUGAACACUGAGCUGUUCACUGGUGGUUUAGUUUCAUAAUUAAAUUACAUACUUUUUGUAAUUUAUGAGAGAAUGAAAUGUAGUUUGAAUUCCCAUGUGAAUGACAGCAAUUUUUCAGUAGUGUUUGAUUCUAGAGUCAAAGACGGAGCACAAUGCUGUAUGUUCUUACAACUGUGGAAUCAAGUUUACUCACGAUCUCUUUUGGCUGCUUUAAUGAUGCUUGAUGCUCAGAGACAGCUGCAUGAAUUCAAGACACUGUUAUGAAACUAACAUAUACUUGCCUAAGACAUCACACAGCACAAGUGCCUUUUAUCUGGUGCAAUUUAGUCUUCAUUGUUGAAAUAACCUUUGAAACCAGAAAUCAUUUUAUUUUAAGAUACAUUUGGGGUAUUCCCUAAACUUUAUACAUUUUGAAAAUACACUUUUUAAAAUAUUUAAAUUUAUAAGAAAAAAUAGGGACUGUAUAUAAAGAUCUGCUUCUUUUGCAUGGGCACAUCUGACUUGUAUGUAAUUUUGUCAAAUACUAGCCCCUGAUACUCUUAGUGUUAAGAACAGAAAUUUAAAAACUGAAGUUGUACGCCAUCAAAUUGUGUCAUCUGCUUAAGUGUGAAUUGAAAUUUUAUGGGGGGAAGAAGGGGUUGAGAAAUGUAGCUAAGGGGUUUAUUAAAUGGACACUUUACUGACCAAAA